AUGAAGCACCGAGAAGAAGAACAAGCUGAGGCUUCUGAGAUAGGUCUGGCUAGAGCCGAAAGCCCCAGCAGAAGAAACGAGGAUGAACUUCCAAAUAAGAACGUCCAAGCUGGUGUAGAAGCCAUUGAAGCCACAACCAUCGCCUGGACAACAAAAGCCCUGAUCAUUGCCUAUGUCAUGAUUUGGAUCAUAUACUUCGUGGAGGGGAUGCUCGGGGGCGUUGUGGCCGCCUUGAAUCCAUAUGUCACUUCGGCCUUUGCGCUUCACUCGCUGACGCCGACUGUGAGCGUCUUGAGCAGCGUUAUUGGCGGUGUCAUCAACCUCACUCUCGCCAAAAUCUUCGACGUCUUCGGCCGACCACAUGGAUAUCUCUUCUGUGUCUCCAUUGCUACAAUAGGACUUGUGAUGAUGGCUGCGUGCGACAAUGUCGAAUCAUAUGCGGCAGCUCAGGUCUUUUACACGGUCGGCAACAAUGGACUCCAGUACAGUUUGUCUGUAUUCGUCGCCGACACAUCCAGUCUUCGUAAUAGAGGUCUUAUGCAAGCCAUUGUUAGUAUGCCCAAUAUGAUUACCUGCUGGUUAGCAGGUCCAAUAUCAACGGGUUACCUCAACGGACCAGGCUGGCGUUGGGCGUUUGGCAUGUUCGCGAUACUCGUACCAGCGGUGUCGCUUCCGCUCUGGGGCCUCCUACUGAAGAAUUACUUCAAGGCAAAGAAACAGGGUCUCAUACCGAUAAGCGACAACUCGCGAAACGGUCUGCAGUCGAUGCUCCAUUACUGUCGCCAAUUCGACGCCAUGGGUCUGCUCCUGGUAUCUGCAGGGUUUGCUCUCUUCCUCUUGUCUUUCGACCUCUAUACCUUGCAGGCGCGAGGCUGGGAUUCGGCUCUUGUCAUCAGCAUGCUGGCUGUUGGGGUGUCUCUGAUUGUUGCCUUUGGCGUGUGGGAGAGGUUUUUUGCCCCGAUCACAUUGCUACCCUGGACCCUUCUGCUCGAUAGGACUGCUCUCGGCGCAUGUGUUCUGUCAGCAAUCGUCUUUGUGAGCUACUACUGCUGGGCAAGCUUUCUCAGUUCUUUUCUGCAAGUUGUGAAUGGCCUUAGUGUCACACACGCAAGCUAUGUUCAGCAAACCUAUACAGUUUGUUCUGUUCUCUGCUGCGUGGCGACGGGGGCUCUGAUACACUAUUCCGGGCGCUUCAAGCCUGUUUGCUUGUACGUUGGAGUGCCUCUGAGCAUCCUGGGUGCGGCGUUAAUGAUCAACUUUCUCAAACCCAGCGGCACGAUAGGGUUCAUUGUCAUGUGUCAGAUAUUCCUGUCGGUUGGCGCCGGAAUCAUCAUCAUCUGCGAUGAGAUUGCCAUUCUAGCCGCAGCUUCACAUCAAUAUACUGCCAUUUGUCUAGCAGUUUUAUCAAUGUUUGGAAGUGUUGGUGCUGCCAUUGGUUUGACAAUUGCUUCAGCCAUUUGGCAGGACAUCUUCCCAAAGAAGCUUGCACGCUACCUACCGGCAACAGAGCUGGAAAACCUGCCUCUAAUUUAUGCAGACCUCAACACGCAGCUGUCAUACCCCAUGGGUUCCGAAACUCGCAUCGCAAUCCAGCAUGCCUACGCAGACACGCAGAAGAUGUUGUUGAUUGCAGGGACUGCUGUAUGGGCUGCUGGGGUGAUUGCGGUACUGAUGUGGCGGAACAUCAAUGUGAUUGGAAUCAAGCAGACCAAGGGCCAUGUUUGGUGA
Messenger RNA from Exophiala spinifera, 1728 nucleotides. RefSeq lists its product as uncharacterized. Gene Ontology annotation, molecular function: transmembrane transporter activity. The record is from RefSeq and is a predicted model, not a curated record. The coding region runs from base 1 to 1728 and encodes 575 amino acids. Gene Ontology annotation, biological process: transmembrane transport. The transcript has a single exon. Lineage: Eukaryota; Fungi; Ascomycota; Eurotiomycetes; Chaetothyriales; Herpotrichiellaceae.